GUUUAGGCUGACCCCAGGCCUCUGGGCUCCCGGACACAAUGAGAGCCACAGGUCUGAUUCGCCUCCUGGCCUUGGCCUUCGUCCUGGUGGCCGCCUGGAUCCUCCUUCACUCCUCCAACAGCUUCAGCACCAAAACCAUCCGCCUGCCGCGCUGGAUGGGAGCCGAGGACACCAAGGACAUCAUCGAAACCAAGAAGGCCAAGUGCGGCCUCAGCAAGCCCUGCCCGACCAACUACUUUGCAUUCAAAAUCUGCAGUGGGGCCGCCAACGUGGUGGGUCCCUCCAUGUGUUUUGAAAACCAAAUUAUCAUGAGUCCCGUGAAGAACAACAUAGGCAGAGGCCUGAACAUCGCCCUGGUGAACGGAACCACAGGACAGGUGGUGAGAAAGGACUCUUUCGACAUGUACUCCGGAGAUGCCAAGCUCCUGGUGAAAUUCCUUAAGGAAAUUCCACGGGACACACUGGUGCUGGUGGCCUCCUACGAUGACCCGGGGACCAAAAUGAACGAGGACAUCAGGUACCUCUUCUCCAACCUGGGCAGCUCCUACGUGAAGCAGCUGGGCUUCCGGGACAGCUGGGUCUUCUUAGGAGCCAGAGACCUCAAGAACAAAAGCCCCUUUGAACAGUUCUUAAAGAGUAACCCGGAAACAAAUAAAUACGACGGCUGGCCGGACCUGCUGGAGCUGGAGGGCUGUGUGCCCCGGAAGGUAUUCUAGCGCUUCCUCGCCAGGGGCUUGAGGGAGCUUCUUGCUGACUUGGGACCCAGAGCCCAGGGACGCUGCGCCGGGCUGGCGGGAGCCGACCUCGGAGGAAGAGGAGGGAGCCACCCGCAUGGAAGGUCCUGGCCGUCCUCACGCUCCGGCUCCCCUCCUGCUGCACAGCCAACACCCCCAUGGCCCUGCGAUGUCCACCCUGAGACACGUCCCCCCCCCCAGGAACUGCAGACGGCUGUUGGUCCCAAGGAAGGACCG
Marmota flaviventris (yellow-bellied marmot) is the source of this 971-nucleotide messenger RNA. RefSeq names its product FAM3 metabolism regulating signaling molecule D (gene Fam3d). Lineage: Eukaryota; Metazoa; Chordata; Mammalia; Rodentia; Sciuridae. The record is from RefSeq and is a predicted model, not a curated record.